Dioscorea cayenensis subsp. rotundata (Guinea yam) is the source of this 1302-nucleotide messenger RNA. Its product is annotated as probable beta-1,3-galactosyltransferase 14. NCBI's taxonomy places the organism in Eukaryota, Viridiplantae, Streptophyta, Magnoliopsida, Dioscoreales, Dioscoreaceae. Gene Ontology annotation, cellular component: Golgi membrane. The record is from RefSeq and is a predicted model, not a curated record. The transcript is spliced from 7 exons. Gene Ontology annotation, molecular function: hexosyltransferase activity. Bases 37 to 1059 code for a protein of 340 amino acids.
GGGAGAGAGAGAGAGAGAGAGAGAUCAUUGUCUUCGAUGGGGACGGCUCACAAGGUUUUCCAUUCUCGACCCUUAAGCUCUCGACUCCGGCGACUCUUCUCCGCCGUGGCUUGCGUCGUCUUCGCCGUUGUUGGCUUCCUACUUGGGUCCUCUUCGUUCUCCGGCCGCUAUUGUUCUGAUUUACUACCGAGGUCUAUCUCCGUCUCUUGGGAUCGUGGGGGAGGGAUCAAAGGCAAUGAAGUUAGUGGGAUUAGGGCAGAAUCAAAGGAAAGGCAUAAGGUUAUGGGACUUGUUGGAAUUCAGACGGGGUUUGGUUCCAUGGGAAGGAGGCGAUCUCUUAGGAAGACGUGGUUCCCUUCGGAUCGCGAGGGGCUUCGCCGGUUGGAAGCAUCAACUGGUUUGGCUUUCAGAUUCGUGAUUGGCAGGACUGGUGAUCAAAGGAAAAUGGCUUCUUUCCAAAAAGAAGUUGAACAAUAUGAUGAUUUUUUGCUGUUGGAUAUCAAAGAACAAUACAGCAAUCUCCCAUACAAAACGUUAGCAUUCUUCAAAGCAGCAUUCGCACAGUUCGAUGCUGAUUUCUAUGUAAAAGCUGAUGAUGAUAUCUAUCUGAGGCCAGAUCGUCUGUCAUUGCUAUUGGCUAAAGAUCGUUCUCACCCUCAAACUUACCUAGGCUGCAUGAAGAAGGGUCCUGUUUUCACUGAUCCGAACCUCAAGUGGUAUGAGCCUCUAUCUUAUUUGCUUGGAAAGGAAUAUUUUUUACAUGCAUAUGGUCCUAUCUAUGCACUUUCAGCAGACGUUGUAGCCAGCUUGGUGGCACUAAAAAACAGCAGCUUCCGUAUGUUCAGUAAUGAAGAUGUUACAAUAGGAGCUUGGAUGCUUGCCAUGAAUGUCAACCACGAGGACAAUCGUGCACUCUGUGAUCCAGAUUGUACACCAUCAUCAAUUGCUGUUUGGGAUAUUCCAACAUGUUCAGGGCUGUGCAAUCCAGAGACAAGGCUUCUAUUACUUCACCAAAAAGAGAGCUGUUCAAAGAGUCCAACAACAGUUUCCGAUAACUGAGUGAUAUUCUUUGAUUAACUGAUAGCAAGCACUCACCUACAAGGACUUGCCCAUCUGGACAGGUGAAUGCCAACAUAUCUGUAACUCACAUUGCAACCCAUGUCAUUUUGUAGUUUAAAAAUUAAAUACUCUCUUUGCUUUUAUUCGCACAUUAUUUUUCAUUGAAUUGUGAUACCCUUAUGUUGAAAUGAGGUUUCAUUUCUGACUUUUAGAUGGAACAAAUAAUAGUGAAUCAGUUCCUGA